Molecule: messenger RNA, 267 nt
Organism: Lathyrus sativus (Indian pea)
Lineage: Eukaryota; Viridiplantae; Streptophyta; Magnoliopsida; Fabales; Fabaceae
Source: the annotation of a GenBank genome assembly
AUGGAAGACUCUCCUGCUGCUUAUAUCCACCUGGUGCACCGUUUGAUAGAAGAGUGUAUCUUAUUCAACAUGAACCAAGAAGAAUGCAUGGAAGCUCUUUCCAAACAUGCAAAUAUCAAACCAGUUAUCACCUCUACCGUUUGGAAAGAGCUAGAGAAAGAGAAUAAGGAGUUCUUUGAGGGAUACUUGAAGAACAGAGAAAAGAGAGCUUCGGAGACAGAGACGAGGCAAAGGAUACAAAACAUGGUUUUGGAUUCUUCUAAAUAA